UACCUAUUUAUUUUAGUUUUAGUUAUAAAUUAAAAGAAAUUGAUUAAGAUGUGAUGAAUGAGCCGGGUGCGCCCUUAAAACGGAACAGUGAAUCGAGGUGAUUUUUGGUGUGGAGAUAGUUGAAAACUGUACCGACAGCUAUGUUGAGUCUACUUUUAUUAACAAUUGUAGCUGAUACAUCCACUGGCUUAAAAAGAAUUGAAUUCCAAAACCAAGUAUCAUAUGGAAACGAUGGUUUAACGAUAUCUAAAACAACAAAUCAUCUACACACAAUAUUGGAAACACAAUACACACAAAACCCGAAAUGGGUAUGGGACAAACCGGUUUCACCCUCUGAUGAUGACCAGGAAUAUAAUGACGACGAUAAAUAUGAUGAGGACAAUCAAUAUGAUGACGAUAGUCGGUAUGACGAUGACAGUCAAUACGAUGAUGAUCAACCAGGCCAAGUUUCCAAAGAUCUAAAAUACAUACCUCCGGAACGUGUGUUGAAAAUUAGUUUAGCGCUCUGGGAUAAGAUUGAGGGGAGACUCCAGGAUUUGAUUUCAAGUGCUGUGAAAAUUUCGAAGAGGGGCAUAAAGGAUUUAAGUACACGUUCAGUUGAUGUUAUGUUCACUGUCGUAAAACUGGCAACACAGCUUGCGCAGGAUUGUUUACUAGAAGAAUACGCCAGGCCGUAUCGACAAAUAGUCCGUUCGAGUUUAGUCGAAGCGGAGAGAUCGCCUCAAGUUCCUAUAUACUUGGUGUCAAAAAUGUUGAAUUCUAUUAGCAGAAACACUGAACAGAUACGAGAGCUAUUACACAUGCCUAAUGGCAAACCAAUAACAGAUCUUAGGAAACUGGAAAGAGAGAAAAACUUGGUUAUAGCUCUAGGGAUACUAGCAGUUGGUGCAUUUUCUUCAUACCCCCUCAAAAAGGCUAUCAGAGAUGAUGGUAUUACACAAUAUAUGAUGAGCCCGAAUGCUGAAGACGAACUGUAUCCGUUGGUGGUGAAAACAGCUUUAGUUUUACAACUGGUUUCGAACAGACAGACCUGCGAACUGGACCUUGUUGGUCGUAAUCAAUUGGAUGAUGAUGAUGAAGAGUCGUAUGAUGAUAGCUCUUUCGAAGCAGGAGCGUAGUUAUAUAUACCGAACAUAGGAGUGGGCAUGCACCAGUUUUAACGUUAAUUUUAACCUGCGCAGAAAAACAAAACGUCCGCCAUUUUGUCGAAACGACGCCGGCGCGCCGUUUAAAGAUAUGGUGCAUUUCAAUCAGAUUAUUUAACAAAUGUAUUUUUUGGAUUUUUGUUAAAUUUGUAAAAUUUUAUUAAUUGGGGGGAACACUGCGAACUGUUUGAAUAAAUAUUUACAAUUUAUUGAAUUAUAUAGUUGUGUAACAAUGUAUCUUUUUACACAAAGGGAUAUUCUUCAGUACCAAAAAAAUAAAGGUUAUUGGUUGCUUU
Messenger RNA from Plodia interpunctella (Indianmeal moth), 1441 nucleotides. RefSeq lists its product as uncharacterized. Bases 141 to 1118 code for a protein of 325 amino acids. The record is from RefSeq and is a predicted model, not a curated record. The transcript has 5 exons. NCBI's taxonomy places the organism in Eukaryota, Metazoa, Arthropoda, Insecta, Lepidoptera, Pyralidae.